AUGACAGAACACUGCGCGAGGUGGGGUGUUCACCGACUUCGUGGACGGCAAGGGGAUCGUCCACGACCUGACCUGCCCGUACACCCCGCAGCAAAAAAUGUGCAACAACAACAACAACAACAACAACAACAACAACAACAACAACAACAACAACAACAACAACAACAACAACAACAACAACAACAACAACAAGCGCUCAGCGACAACUGCUCCUUCAAGUGUUCCGGCAACACCAAUGAAAAUCAAUCAAUGCCGUGGUGGUCUCCAUAUGGUGUUUGA
Molecule: messenger RNA, 279 nt
Organism: Closterium sp. Yama58-4
Lineage: Eukaryota; Viridiplantae; Streptophyta; Zygnematophyceae; Desmidiales; Closteriaceae
Source: the annotation of a GenBank genome assembly